Molecule: messenger RNA, 2595 nt
Organism: Eriocheir sinensis (Chinese mitten crab)
Lineage: Eukaryota; Metazoa; Arthropoda; Malacostraca; Decapoda; Varunidae
Product: sulfoquinovosidase-like
Exons: 14
Coding region: 318-2477 (719 amino acids)
Biological process (GO): carbohydrate metabolic process
Molecular function (GO): carbohydrate binding; hydrolase activity, hydrolyzing O-glycosyl compounds
Source: RefSeq, a predicted model, not a curated record
CAUACCUGAACAUUGUGAAACCUCUUGAUAAUGUGCAGCCGUCGCCUCCCAGGUCAUCACUCUGCCCCUGGCGUGCGGCGGUGAAAGUGAAUGCCGGUUUCUGUUCUGCGGCAGCUGGGGACUUGAUUAAUUAAGGGUGUUCAGCCACGACGCAAACGACCCAAUCUUCAGCAUCGGCUCGGGACGCACCAACUUCAGCGAGCUGCACGGCAACUUCGAGAUCAAGGACGAGGUGUUGCAGAAGCUCCCCCUCGACGGUUUCUCCUUGGUGUCUCCGAAUAACGCCUCUCAGACGCUGUUGCUGGAACUUCAGAGGAAUGACCAGCGGGAGGAUGAGGCAGCGGGUCGGGGAAGUGCUGCUGGUGCUGGUGCUGGGGCUGGUGGCUGCGGCGAGACUGGGCAGCGCCGAGGUCACCUUCACCCCCACGGAGGAAGGCUUCACCAUCAGCUUCCAGGGAGAAACGGUGUUCAGCCACGACGCAAACGACCCAAUCUUCAGCAUCGGCUCGGGACGCACCAACUUCAGCGAGCUGCACGGCAACUUCGAGAUCGAGGAAGAGGUGUUGCAGAAGCUCCCCCUCGACGCCUUCUCCUUGGUGUCUCAGGAUGGCGCCUCUGUCCACGUCACCCUCACCACCGCCGAGGACCCAAAUCUGAAGGUUGACUUCUACCUGGCGGAGAUUAGCCAGAACUCCAUCGACAUCUCCACCGUCACCACCAACGCCGGCGCCUACAACCGGCUGUGGGUGCGGCUGUGGGCGGAGGCGGAGGAGCAGGUGUGGGGCGUGGGGGAGCAGUUCUCGUACCUCAACCUCCGGGGCCGACACUACCCCGUGUGGACCAGCGAGCAAGGCGUGGGGCGUGACGGGGGGGUGAUUGCCAACGCGAGUGACGUGGACGGAGGCGCCGGCGGGGAGUACUACACCACCUACUUCCCUCAGGCAUCCUACCUCUCCUCCAGGCGCUACUCCCUGUUCAUUGACGACCCAAGGUACUUGGUGUUCAACUUCUCGGAUGCGUCCCGCCACGAGGUGUUCCUGCACAACCACGUCUUCCACGCCACGCUGCUCCGGGAGGCGACGCUGAUGGCCACCGUGCAGGCCGUCACCACCGCCCUGGGCACGCAGCCUCAACUCCCGGACUGGAUUCUGCGGGGCGCCAUUCUGGGUGUGCAGCAGGGAACGGAGGAGAUGUUGUUCCACUACGAGGAGGCGAAGGUGGCGGGGGUGGACGUGAGCGGCCUCUGGAUCCAGGACUGGUCGGGCUCCAUUGAGACGAUGCUGGGUCACCGCGUCUACUGGAACUGGCGCUGGAACCAAACCUACUACCCGGACCUGGACCUGGCCAUCGAGACUCUGGCGCAGGAGGGCGUGCGGGUGCUCACCUACAUCAACCCUCACCUGAUCGAGGGCAGCGACAUGUUCGAGGAGGCGGCGGCGCAGGGCUUCCUCAUGACGGACUCGGAGGGCAAUGCGUUCAGGCAGGACUUCGGCGGGUUCUUGGCGGGCACUGUGGACCUCCUGAACCCGGAUGGCUUCAACUGGUAUAAAGCCGAGAUCGAGAAGAACAUGAUCGCUAUGGGCUUCGGCGGCUGGAUGGCGGACUUCGGGGAGUACACGCGGCUGGACAUGUUCUCCGCGCAGACGAACCACGACGCCGAGACCCGCCACAACCUCCUUCCCGUCGCCUGGGCCCACUGCAACAGGGCGGCGCUGGAAGACAGUGGCCAGCUGGGUGUGAUGGUGCCCUUCAUGCGCUCCGGGGGUCUGGGCUCCUCCGGGUACCAGGUGCUGUCGUGGGCCGGGGACCAGAACGUCAACUGGGCCUUUGGUGACGGUCUUCCCACCACUAUUAUUGCGGCGCUGAGCCUGGCAAUGAGCGGGAUGGGGGUGACGCACUUCGACAUCGGCGGCUACACGACCCAGGCGCCCGUGUUAGCAAGGACCAAAGAGCUGUUCCUGCGGUCCGCCGAGUACGCCGUCUUCACCCCCGUCAUGAGGACACACGAAGGCAACAAACCAGAGUCUAACCACCAGUUCUACAGCGACCUGGACACGCUGCUUCAGUUCGCCCGCCUCAGCAAGAUGCACACCCGCCUCCUGCCCUACACUCGCUCCCUCCUGCAGGACCUCGAGGCGACAGGCACACCGGUCCAGCGGCCUCUCUUCCUGGACUUCGAGAACGACCCCCUGGCCUUCGAUGUCGAGUACCAGUAUAUGUUCGGCCCCGACCUGGUGGUGGCGCCUAUUCUCUACAAGGGCGUGGAACAAGGGGAAGCGUACCUGCCUGGCGCGGGCGUGGAGUGGGUGCACCUGUGGGGGGACGGGACGCCUGUGGCCGGCGGGACGCAGCAGGUGGUGUCUUCCCCCAUCGGCUACCCGCCAGUCUUCUACAGGAAGGGGUCCCCGUACGAGGCGCUCUUCCAGGAGAUUGCAGUGGAGUUCGGACGCGCCGGGGGCCUGGCGGAGCUGCACUAAUUCUCCCUCCCCUGAACGAAGGCCUACAUGAUGUCGUCGAAUCAUUGUUACAGUUCACCGCCGACUCCCACUCCUGUAAUCCAAAUAGUCUUAACUUAAAACAAUGUAGAAAUUUAAA